AUGACGGACGAGAUCGAUGUUGUUACCACCAAUCAGGAUUUCACCCAGGUUGAACAAUCCGGCACGGAAACGGCCGGUUCCGGUGACCGGAUUUAUCUGGUUUGGCCCGGAACCCAUAGGAACAUGUCAAAAACGGUAGCCGGAAACGGUUACCGCAUUUCUCCAUCGAAUUCUUGGGAUUUUCUGGGUGGGUUCCGGUCAGAAACGGCGAGUUUCCUCAAGGAUUUUGUCGAAAGUUCAUGGAAUCCUGCUUCAGGAACCAUUGUCUUGGGCAUGUCGUAA
Molecule: messenger RNA, 282 nt
Organism: Adineta ricciae
Lineage: Eukaryota; Metazoa; Rotifera; Eurotatoria; Adinetida; Adinetidae
Source: the annotation of a GenBank genome assembly